Letharia columbiana is the source of this 426-nucleotide messenger RNA. RefSeq lists its product as uncharacterized. Lineage: Eukaryota; Fungi; Ascomycota; Lecanoromycetes; Lecanorales; Parmeliaceae. Bases 1 to 426 code for a protein of 141 amino acids. The transcript has 2 exons. The record is from RefSeq and is a predicted model, not a curated record.
AUGCACGCCCCGUCUCUCAACCUCAUCAUGCUAUUCUGGUUCUUAAGUAGUCGCAUCGGGGCCGUACCAAUGGGUCCUACUAAGCGGCAGGGAUCCUCAUCUGAUAAUUUCUCUUUCAAUGUGACGUCUACAACUGAGAGAGAAGGCUUGGAGAAUGACGCGAUGGAUGGGUUGGCAGAUGUGAGCUGGUCCUUCUCUACUCUGGCAUGUCGUGAGAAGGAGUUGCUACAGAAAUCAAUGGCGGCUGAUGUGAUGUGGUGUCAAGCUCUCGGAACUCGAUCUCGUCAAGGAAUGACCAGCGGGUGGAAGCAGGGUGGCCAACGUGAUCCUCGUGUACGACUUUAUCUUGGGAGGUGCUUUGUCUGGUCGAUACAGAGACAUGGUCUAUGGUUUGCUCGAGACUUUCUCGCUCACAAGAGCAACUGA